AAAGCGAAUAACCUACCUAGGUAGGUAUGUAUAUGUGCGUGUCUCUCCAGGCAUCCAUCAGUCUAGGUAUGUACAGUAGUUACUUGUUGCUCAUGUCACUUAUAGACUAUUACAGCGCAGUCCAGAUUUUGAUAUCUCUAGGUCUAACGUGUACUCAAAGCACGUGUUGAUCCCCGUCUCUAUAAAAGCCCCGCUCUCUGCCCACUCUAGCCUGACUACCUACAUAGGUACCUACAGUAGGUACAUACCUACUUGUAUGUCGAAUAUGAUUGAUUAAUGGUCGCCCCUCGACUUCGACAUGCAACAAUCCCACUCCUUCCUUUCCUUGAAUCUCUAUCUGCCUUACUACCUAGAAUUUCAUACUUCAUUCAUCACACCCCGUCUCAUCGUACUGAAACUACCACCUAGGUUCCUCCGUUCACACACUGUUGAGAUGAUGUGAUCCGCAAAAUGUGAUGUCCAAGCUCAACCAAACUAGCUGUCCCGUGUAAUAGCAGCGUUUGCUGGUCUGAACAUCAGUUCACCCACUUUGACAAUGCCGUGGAAACGGAGAAAGAUCGAGAAACCAAUAACUAUCCACCCUGGUGAACCUUUCCCAAACACCCUUCUCGUCGCCUUGCGUGACCUAGCGCUGCAUACGCAAAAUGGCAAAGAGGCUGCUAACGAACCAUCCCAAAAGCGCCGCCGGCUUGAUCCGGUCGAGCCCAUCCCGGUGCUGCGUGAACAGUUCACUGUAUCUCGACCGACCGGAAGUUCUUCUUCGCCCAUCCUAGGUCAGGUUUUUUGUAAUGAUGCCGGUCGUUAUUUCACAUUCCGCUUGCAUAAGCAGGAUCUGAUCUUACAGACUAAAGCGAUUGCCCCAUGUGAUACUUUUUAUUGCCACAUAUCCAUCGACCAAAACUUCUCCAAUACUGCUCUUGCAGCGUUAGAAGUCUUGGAUCUCAGUCGAGAGGAUAGCACCCAAGAGGGUGCUUUGACCGUGCUGACCACAAUCUCUCUCAACGAAGAUGAUGGCAUGCACCACUUACAUUUCACCUUGACCGUCAAUUUUAAUACUGCAACAUACACGCUUCGUAACGCUAGACAGAGGCAAAUAAGUAAGCACAUCCUAGAUGUGCUUAGGAUACCCGGACCAAGCCAGUCUGUCGUCGACCAAAGCACUGCAAUCUCACCCCGCUCAUUUUAUCAAGCUGCGUUCAUGCCUACUCGGGGAGAAUUUAACGACCUACAGAGUGUUGUGAUCCCUGAUUUGAAAGCAGAAUUAUAUCCAUUCCAGCGUCGAGCAGUGCAGUGGCUAUUGAUGAGGGAGGGCAUCAUGUACGAUGGCAUGGGCUCAGAUGGAGUGCUACAGCUUACGGAAUAUCCUCGACCGCCUAAAUCAACACUUCCAUUCUCGUUCCACUGUUGCAAUGAUGUUAAUGGGCAGCAAUACUAUGUGAGCGACCUGUAUCACCUUGCAACACGUGAUGUAGCUCCUUUCCAAGACGCUGAGAAUAACUUGCGCGGCGGCAUUCUCGCGGAAGAAAUGGGACUCGGUAAAACUGUCGAAAUUAUCUCAUUGAUUUUGGCACACGAACGCGAAUCACAUACCCCUGCCCAAAUAAACUCAGAGGGUGAUAUAGUACUACGUUCCACUGGUGCCACCUUAAUUGUCACGCCAGAAACCCUUCUUAAUCAGUGGAUUUCUGAAUUCAACAAACAUGCACCGAAUCUGCUCGUCAUGAAGUAUCCUGGCAUAAAAGUUUGGGCGAAGGACAAGACACUCAAUAUCGAACAACACGGGGAAAGCCUACUUACGCGGUGUAUCGACAAGCUUGUAAACUGUGAUGUUAUCAUUACCACUUAUAGUGUUCUCCAGGCUGAGCUUCACUUCGCCGUAGCCCCUCCAGCUCGCUCGAUGCGAUACGAGAAAAGGCAUGAGCGUCACACGUCCCCGUUAGUCCAGAUUGAUUGGUGGAGAAUUUGUCUUGAUGAAGCCCAGCAGAUUGACACUGGGGUGAGUAGUGCUGCCAAAGUAGCUUGCCUCCUUCCUCGGGUCAAUGCCUGGGCUGUCACGGGCACCCCGGUCAAAGAUGAUCCCAAUGAUCUUUGGGGUUUACUUUUAUUUCUUCGUUAUGAACCCUUCGCUUCUUACCAAAUCGUAUGGAAAGCAUUACUUCAUACCCAUAAAAGUCUUUUUGGCCCUUUAUUCAACAGAAUUGCUAUUCGACACAGUAAGUCAGCAGUUCGCGAUGAGCUAAGACUUCCAUCUCAAAAACGCCAUAUCGUCACCAUGCCUUUCACGGCAAUUGAAGAGCACCACUACCGAUCACAAUUUAAGGCACUUGUCGCGAAAGCUGGUCUCAGCGAGCAAGGAACCCCCCUAGAUACAGACUGGGACCCAGAUGACCCAUUUGUUGUAGAAUUCAUGAAGAAGGCACUUGCGUGUUUAAGGCAAACAAUAUUACAUCCCGAGCUCGGAUCAGGAGCUGCCGCUAAAGUGUCGGUUUAUAAGACAUUAGCAGAGCACCUAGAGACCAUGAUAGAGCACUCGGAAGCCAGUAUCAAGUCUCAUCAACGAAGUUAUCUAAUUGCCAAACUCAGCAAAGGUCAACUUCUGGAGAACACUCCAAGAGUCACGGAGGCCUUGAAGAUUUGGGACGAAGUCCGAGAAGAAGUCGAACCCAUCGUCCUCGAAGCCCGCGAGGAGCUCCAAAGAGCGCUAGAAGCUGCUCGGCAAGAGCAAGACUCAACUGACGAUUCUGAAGAUGAAGAAGUACCAGAGACAGCGAAAGUCGGCGAUUCUCGGCGAAAGCUUCGCUUGUUUCUCGAUCUUCAACACCGAGUCACAUUUUUCAUUGCUAGUGCUUACUUCCAGAUCAAGUCAGAUGACAGCUUAACUCAGCCAGAAUCGGACGAAUUCAAACGUUUAGAGCAGUGUGAAACCGAGGGUUAUGAAUUAGCCCGGAAACUCCGGCGUGAGAUCCUUCAAGAACCGCUUGCGAAAGUCUCAAAGCUACUGGAGAAACUACGCGACCGUGCAAAUAAGCAGUCAUUUGUCGAAAUUCCCGAGAUAGUUGUAUCCGAUCUGCACGGUUUACAGAGUGGGCGGAUAGCAGAGGACUUGCAAAACCUUGGUGCAUCUCUCAACGAGCAGGCUGACGUUAUUGAUGUUUGGCGAGAAACUAUUAUUCAACUAUUGCUCAAACCUUUAGUUGAUGCGGAGGAUGAGGACGAAAUAACUGGUGAGGAAUAUGGGAAUUCUACCAUGGUACAAGAUCAUCUGAUGGUUUACACCCUUGGUUUGGGGGCCAUUCUCGGUGACCGCCAAGAAGCGCUCUCCGGCUUGAUAAACGAACGUAUCCGGUACGAAACCGCUACUGCCGAAGGGAUGGCUAAAGAUGGAGAAGGACAUGCACCCGAAAAGUUAUUGGAACUACUUCAGAUACGACAGGAGGCCAAACCACUGCCAGCUGGGCAGUCUUUCCGUGGUAUUAUUUCGGCGUUAAGAGAGCUUUCCACAACUCUACGUCACGAUGCGUCCAUGGGUAGCACUCGAGCUAGAGUAGAGCUCGAAAUUGUUACAAGACAACUCAGAACAACACAGGACAUACUCACCAAGCAGAACAAGGUCGCUAUAAAUCUUGAGAAAGACUUAGAAUUCUUUAUUUCUACCAUGAAUGCCCGUGUAGAUUACUAUCGUCAGCUACAAUCUGUAUCGGAUAACGUUGCCCCAUUAGCUCCAGAACUCAGCAGCAAUCAACUCAGGUCUUGGAAUAACUACGUUGCCCAGGAGGCAGAACUGAGGAAGAAGGCUAAUCAUUGGGUUUCCAAUCGCCGCCAUCUCAUACACAUGAGAGAUGAUGGCUCUAGUUCUAACGAGCCUUGCGCUAUCUGCCGCAUGGAUGACUACACUAUCGGGGCGAUCACAACGUGCGGACAUACAUUCUGCAAAGAAUGCAUUGUCCAGUGGCUAAGAUCUAAAUAUAAAUGUCCGCUUUGCAAGGAGUAUCAAAGUCCGUCCAUGCUAAGCGAGUUUACCAAGACUAAAGCGAACGCGAAAGUGCAUUUGGCCGACUCUAUCAGUCCGAGCUUACGAGGAGAUUACCAAACAGGAUCGGGGUUAUACUCAAACAUCUCUGAUCAUCAGAGACGUGCUAUACAAAAUGUCAAGCUCCAUGGCCCCUCGUACUCUAGCAAGGUCGACACUCUAAUCAAGCAUCUACUUUGGCUACGAGAAGAAGAUCCAGGAGCGAAAUCAAUCAUCUUCACACAGUUUCGAAGCUUUCUCACUAUCCUUGGACAGGCUCUAGAAGGACACCGUAUCGGUUUCGCAACUUUCAGCCGCGGGGGCAACAAGGCACUUGAAAUCCAGAGGUUCAAAGAUGACCCCAGUAUAGAGUGCUUGCUAAUGGAUGCCAAGGCUCAUUCCAGCGGCCUCAACCUGGUCAAUGCUAACCAUGUCUUUCUCUGCGAACCACUGCUGAACACGGCCUUGGAAUUCCAGGCAAUUGCUCGAGUGGACAGAAUCGGACAGGAGCACGAGACAACUGUCUGGCUUUAUAUCAUGGAAGGUACUGUGGAGGAGAACAUUCACAUCCUUUCUGAGCGGCGCCGUUUAGCGCACAUAGGCGGAGAGGGAGAAAAGGGUAAGUACAAAGAAACAGAGGCAAUCAGUGCACUGGAAUCAACUGAGUCUCACCUUGCCCGGUUGAUGAGUAAGGACGAUGACGGAGAAGUGAUUGAUAAGGGAGACCUUUGGAGUUGCCUGUUUGGUAGCGCAGCUCAGGCGUAAAGCGUUAGUAUGGUUUGGUAUGUGUUAGCUUAUGUUCAUAGUGGCCAUGGCUGAAUGAGG
Messenger RNA from Xylaria bambusicola, 4834 nucleotides. Its product is annotated as SNF2 family N-terminal domain-containing protein. The transcript is spliced from 3 exons. Gene Ontology annotation, molecular function: ATP binding; ATP-dependent chromatin remodeler activity; ubiquitin protein ligase activity. Gene Ontology annotation, biological process: protein polyubiquitination; DNA damage response. Lineage: Eukaryota; Fungi; Ascomycota; Sordariomycetes; Xylariales; Xylariaceae. The record is from RefSeq and is a predicted model, not a curated record. Bases 536 to 4774 code for a protein of 1412 amino acids. Gene Ontology annotation, cellular component: nucleus.